Molecule: messenger RNA, 2572 nt
Organism: Amphimedon queenslandica
Lineage: Eukaryota; Metazoa; Porifera; Demospongiae; Haplosclerida; Niphatidae
Exons: 12
Coding region: 109-2430 (773 amino acids)
Biological process (GO): carbohydrate metabolic process
Source: RefSeq, a predicted model, not a curated record
AUCAUGGGCUUUCAAUGCUGAAUUUUAUAGUAAAACAAAUUCUUCUCAGCCACCACUGUGUUACUUCAGGAGCCGUAACUCAACAACAUUUGGAUCCUUGCAAAGUACAUGUAUGUGUAUCUGUCUGUGUUGUUUAUGAUGCAUUAUUGGCUAUUGCUAAUAUUAUUCAUUGGGUGGAAUAAUUACAUUCAUGAAAUGUGUCAUGCACUAAAUCUUAUGCAAUUUCAGCAGUCAACAAUGAAGAGAAAGCAACCAGUGUCAUUUCUAGCAAUUUAUUUCCUGUUGCUUAUUGGUAUAGCUAAGUGUGAUUGGAAUGAUGGCAAUGUUGGUGUAGACAGGCCAGGAGGUGACUUUCCUGGUAUGCCUGUUCCUCUCAAUACUUCUGAUGAAAACCACGUGCAUGCUUGUGCUGAGCUUUGCCAGAAAACAACUGGUUGUGUGGCAUGGGCAUUUGUUCAGCCUUUUUGCAGUAGUAGUAAUAGUACACAGCCACCAGAGUGUUACCUUAAAAGUAGUAAGACAUCUCAGAAGUUAGAUCCUUGUAGAAUAUCUGGUGUUAUAACUGCUGGUCUCAAACCACCGAAAUUCUACCCACUACCUCUUGGAACAAUUAAACCCGGAGGUUGGAUUAAACAGCAGCUUCAGAUACAAGCUAAUGGUCUGUCUGGUCAUCUUCCUCUCUUUUGGCCUGAUGUAGAAAACUCCUCAUGGAUUGGUGGGACAGCGGAUGUAGGCUUGCAUGAGCGAGCACCAUAUUGGCUGAAUGGGUUUGUACCAUUAGCCUAUCAGCUGAAUGAUCCUGACCUGAUAUCAAUGGCUGAGAGAUACAUAAUGUACAUAAUAAGUCAUCAAAGUGAAGACGGUUGGUUGGGAAAAGAUGACAGCAAGGAUGGUAACAGCUACUGGUCCAAGUAUCAUGUGAUGUUUGUAUUGAGGAUGUAUUAUGAAGCUACUGGGAAUGAAACUGUGUUUCCUGUUAUGUACAAGUUUCUUCAUUGUGCUUAUAAGAGAAUGUUCUCAACACCUUUUGGAACAACGUGGUCUGGUGCAAGGUGGCAGGAUUUAGUUUUGACAUUACAUUGGCUUUUAGAUAAUCAUCCUAAUGGCGAGGAGCAGUUUUUAUGGGACAUGGCAGAAUUGGUGCAACAACAGGGCUUUAAUUGGAAAGGAUUUUACUCUGAUCCUAAUUUCCCAAAAGAACCAGUUGCAGCUGCUACCCUAUUUACUCAUGGGGUUAAUAACGGGCAGGCAAUUAAAUCAGGUGGAGUCUGGUAUCGUCAGUCUGGUAAUCAGUCAGAUUGGGAUUCAUCAUAUCAGAGAAUGGAAGUACUAGAUAAAUACCAUGGGCAAGCUUCUGGUAUAUUUUCUUGUGAUGAACACUUGGCUGGACUGAUGCCAUCUAGAGGUACAGAGUUGUGUACAGUAGUUGAAGCUAUGUAUUCCUAUGAGGUCCUCUUUGGCAUACAUGGUGACCCACUGUUUGCAGAGAGAGCAGAGCAGAUUGGUUAUAAUGCAUUGCCUGCCACCAUUACAUCUGACAUGUGGGCACACCAGUAUCUCCAGCAAGACAACGAAAUAAAUGCAAUGCAUCUUGAUGAUCAUAUAUGGACUCAUGAUGGGCCUGACUCAAUUAUUUAUGGUCUUGCUCCUAAUUAUGGUUGUUGCACAGCCAACUUCAAUCAAGGCUGGCCCAAGCUACUACAAAAUGCAGUGAUGAUAUCCCCAGAUAAUAGCACCAUAACUUUCGCUAUUCUUGCUCCACUAACUGUAACAUUGGGAGAAACAACACUAACUGUUGAAACUGACUAUCCAUUUGGAGACACAGUGACAAUUACUGGGUCUUGCUCUAAGGAAAUGAAAAAUGUUAAUAUUCGUGUUCCUUCUUGGGCUGAAGGUGCUACAUUGAGCUGGGGCAGUGUUCCACCUACCCCUGUGCCAGCUGGUAAACUAUUUCAAACAAGCUGCAAUAGUGUAGCUGUUGAGAUGACGUUGACAAUACCAUUCAAGACUAGAGUUACAAGACGUUUCAAUAAUUCAGCUUCCAUCUAUAGAGGACCUCUGUUGUAUGGAUUACAAUUGGAAGAAGAUUUCAAAGUAUUGAAAACUUAUGAAUUUCAAAGUAAAGAUUAUCAGAUAACAACCAGCUCUCCAUGGAAUUAUGCCAUUCAUCUAACUAAUGAUAGUAAUCCUGAUGAGGACCUAAAGUUUCAAAAUGUUGGUUUACAGAGUGGUGUUCCUCCAUUUUCAAUCAAAGGGGCUCCUUCAAAAAUAACUGCAACAGGAAGAUUAGUUGAUUGGGGACUGCUACAUAAUGCUGCUGAUGCUCCUCCUACUUCUCCUGUGUCCAGCAACAACAAAGACACACCAAUUACUUUAAUACCAUUUGGAGCAACUGAUUUGAGGAUUGCUGAACUACCCACAUAUAACUGAAAAAAUUUUAAUGCUACAUGUACUUUGUUUUAUUUUUGAGCUGCAACUAACGCUACUUUAAUAUUUUAAAGCUGAUUGCUAAAUUUAUCUAGUACAUUGAUUGUAAAGUUUCACUAUGGACAUCUGGAUCCAGUACUGGUAA